CUGCCUCGAGCCCGCGGCCGCCCGCAGCCGCCAGCCACCAACCACGAGCGGCGGCGACGACCGGGCGGCGCCUCGGUUCCCCUGACCCGAUCCCCUCCGGUAUGGACGACCAGGCUCCACCUCUCGAAGCCGUCGCGCCAGCCAAGCGCACUGUCGUCGCCGACGAGCUGCAGCCACCGCUGUAUCCUCUUGAGGUGGAGGACGCCCUACCCUCCGGUAUGGACGGCCAGGCUCCACCUCCCGCCGCCAUCGCGCACGAGCUGCCGCCCACGCUGUCGCCGACGAGCGAGGUGGAGGACGCCCUACCCGUCGUCCCCGACACCGUCGACGCCACCUCCGCGGGGACCCCCGAAGCUGGCGCCGGUAGUGUCGUGCUCACGGAUGAGCUCCACGACCAGAUCGUCAAGCAGGUGGAGUACUAUUUCAGCCAUGAGAAUCUUCCUACCGACCAGUACUUGUUAAAAUUUGUGAAGAAGAACAAGGAUGCCUUUGUUCCUAUUGGGGCUGUUGCAAAAUUUAGAAGAAUGAAGAAACUUAUUCAGGACCUCUCUAUAAUUGAAGCUGCACUCAGGACAUCAUCUAAGCUGGAUGAGCACCAACACCAAUUGCUGAAUGCUAAAGGAGGGCCAAAAGGUCGGUACAGAGGUCAAGGAAAAGGUCAAGGUCAGAUUCAGCAAAACACAUACGGACAAGGAAGUUCUGGUUGUGUCUCUAAACAAGCCUAUUUCUGGACCAAGAAUGCCAGAUGGGACAAGGGGUUUUACGAUGGGGCGUGGUAGAUCUAUUCAACUUCCGAAGUCUGAAAUGGCUGAAGAAUAGCUAAUCCAAAGAGGCUUGGUAAAAAAACUAAAUGAAAACAUUAUCUAAAGAAAGCCUGGUAAAAUCUAACUGGAGAAUUUUAUCCAAAUACACCUGGUAAAAAAAUUCUAACCUUCCACGAGAAUAGAGUAUCCAAGCUGUUUUCUGCAUGAUGGAACACAGAAGAAAGGGGAUGAGUUGUGUAUAGACGAGCAAUUUUAUGUAGCAUCGUUCUGAAGUCACUUUGUUCCACAAAAUUUAGGUUUGAUGACCUUCAAAACUGUGCUUGCUUUUCUGAAGCACCCGUUUCUGCCUGUCUAGGUUUUUGCUCUCAGAAAUUAUGGUGUGAAUGAGAUGCCAGGUAAACCUC
Messenger RNA from Phragmites australis (common reed), 1168 nucleotides. Its product is annotated as la-related protein 6A-like. Gene Ontology annotation, biological process: RNA processing. Bases 102 to 779 code for a protein of 225 amino acids. Lineage: Eukaryota; Viridiplantae; Streptophyta; Magnoliopsida; Poales; Poaceae. Gene Ontology annotation, cellular component: nucleus. The transcript has 5 exons. Gene Ontology annotation, molecular function: mRNA binding. The record is from RefSeq and is a predicted model, not a curated record.